CAGUGUGUAGUACAAACUCAGAAAAUGUUCAUCUCAAAUGGAUCUAAUUAUCAAGACUUAAUUCGAAUCUUAUCAACCCUCCAAUUGGCGGUAAAAAUAAAAAAUUUGAAUAGCGUGCGCACGGCGAAUUGUUUGAGCUUAUGGUGCCAUUUGUACAGCAUCAGAAGGAUGCAAAACCCUCAGCGAUCUCGGUCCAGAAAUCAUCGAGGGCCGCAUGUGCACGCGAGAAUCCUGGAAGAAGAUGCAACGCGCAUGUUCAGAUUUAUUUUGGUCUAGUCAGCUGGUGGCAUCCGCCGCGGAACGAUACAGUUACCGUUUCUCGCGAUUUUCGAUAUGCGACUACCGGUGGAGACACGUCCGAAAUGGCUGAGAGAUUCCGUAUGAAGCAGAGCCAUGUAAAACACAAAGGGAUUCGACUGUAAAUGGUGAUCAAGAACCGUCUAAUUAUCAAACAAAGAAAAAUCAUGACGUCCUCGGCAUCGUCCAGCACGAGUUCUGCGUAUGCAAGUACCGACGACAUCCGUCAGUAUUAUGAUAAUGACAAACGUAAUUUCCUCGACUCGGACGAAAUCGGGACGGCUCGGCUUUUGCGAUCGUACUCGCCCGGGCACAACAGAGUGGCCGGAUUCUUCACAAGACACUUUGUCAACAAGUUUUACCUCACCACGAAAAACGUUAUAAUAGCCGGCGUAAUACUAGCAGCAGUGAUUCUAGCGAUAAUAGCGGUUUGUAGUAUUUAUGGGGCGGACAGAGAUCUGGAAUUCCAUGAGAACGAAGAAGUGCCGCCGGAUCCGGAAACGGCGUUGCCUCCAUCUGCGAGCAAGUUAAGAACUUUCAAACGUGGCGCCGUUUGCGCGGAUGGGGCGCCAUGCGCAGUAGUGGGCAAAUCGAUUUUAGAGAAGAACGGUUCGGCAGUGGACGCUGCGAUAGCCUCCAUGAUUUGCAACGGCCUGGUGAAUAUGCAAAGCAUGGGUUUAGGUGGUGGCUUCUUCAUGACGAUCUACGAUAGAGCAACACAGCGUGCAUUCACGUUGGUGGCGAGAGACAAGGCGCCAUUGGCAGCCAAUGAAACGAUGUACGAAGGGAAACCAAAGGAGGCAGCGUUCAUUGGACCAUUGUCUAUCGGUGUUCCCGGUGAAGUAGCCGGCUAUUGGGAGGCCCACAAACGUUUCGGUAAACUUCCAUGGGCAGAUCUAUUCCAACCCUCGAUCGAACUGUGCGAGGAGGGAUACAAUCUGACAAAAAUCCAACACGACGGAUUUCAGUUCAACGCGAAGAAUAUUUAUAACGAUCCGGUCUUAAAGAAAUGGUUCGUGGAUCCGGACACCAAUGAUUUCUACAGACCAGGGACGAUCAUCAGGCCGAAGGCAGUUUGCAAGACUUUGCGGACCCUCGCGGAAAAUAAAGCACCAGUAUUUUAUAAUGGCAGCUUGGGAAAGCUUUUGAUAGACGACUUAAAGUCGAAAGGGGCGAUUUUAACGAUGAAGGACUUGAACGAGUACAGAGCUGUCUGGGAGGAACCACUGACAGCGAACCUGUUCAAUGGGAUGAAAUUGUACACGGUUGGCAUGCCUGCCAGCGGAGCUCUUCUCACGUAUAUUUUAAACAUUUUAGACAACUUCCAUUUCACUCCUGACAGUAUAGCUGACUCGAACCGCACGAUUCUUACAUAUCACCGUAUGAUAGAAACAUUUAAGUACGCUUACGCGUUGAGAAACGAGAUGGCCGAUAAGAAGUUCGUUGACAUGGAAGAACUGACCAGGAAUUUAACGUCGAGAAGCUACGCGCAUUUAACGCAAAUGAAGAUAGAUGAUCAUAGAACGUGGGACGAUCCAAGACAUUAUGGAUCCUUGACAAUGAGCACCGCGAAGGAUCAAGGAACUGCGCAUGUUUCCGUAAUAGCACCGAACGGCGAUGCUGUAGCUGCCACUAGCACCAUCAAUUUCUAUUUUGGGAGCGGGGUGGUCAGCGAGAGUACUGGAAUAAUCAUGAACAAUGUGAUGAAUGAUUUCGGCAUACCCUCUACAAUUAGCUACUACAGUAUUCCGCCAAGUCCCAACAAUUAUAUCAAGCCAGAAAAGAGGCCCCUAUCGUCGAUGGUGCCGUCGAUUCUCGUCGAUUCGAAUGGCGAUGUGAAAAUGGUUGUUGGGGCUUCUGGAGGCACUAAGAUCACUACAACGGUUGCACAGAUAAUAGCCAAGAUCAUGUGGAUGGGUCAAACAGUAAAACAAGCCAUGGACGCACCGAGGAUACAUCAUCAGCUCUAUCCACCAGAGAUCUCCUACGAAUACGGAGUGCAAAAGCAAGUGAUUGACGGUCUGAAAAAAAUCGGACACAAAACCUCAAGAUACCGAGUCCGUGGGAGCGUUGCGUGUGUUAUUUUUGUAAAUAAUGACACCGUUUACGCGAACGCAGACUUCCGGAAAGGCGGGGACGUGUACGGGAUCGACUAAAACUCGAAUGUUCUGACAAGAGUUCUAAUCGAAGCGUAUCUGCAACAAAGCAAACAAAUCUUUAAACUCUUCAAAUUUCUACAAAACAAUCAACAUAAAUGUACAUUCAAUGAAAUGUUAGUGAUUCAGUUAUAACUUAACUAUACCAAGCUAUAUAUAUACAAGAAAGACGGUUAUCGAACAGAUGAAAACAUCUAUGAUAAACUUAUCUUAUCCCAUUUACGAGGAGAGAUUUGCAUUUUUCAAACCGCGCGCGCUAUUAAUAGCGUCGAGAAAGUGGAUAACACUUUCCAGUUCGAUUUAUUAAAAAGGAGAUAGAUUUAAAAAUAGUGCUGUAUUGCGCACGUAGCUGUGCGCAAGGAAAAGAUACAAGAUGAAUAUUACAGAUGGCGUUCAGCGAAACAUCGCUUGAACCUGUUUAUCAACUUUGUAGCCGGUACACAUAAUACCGGUCCGCUUUGACAUUAAAAUGUUCAUUAAACAACGAGAUGAGAUCGGUUGAUGAAAUACAUACAAUUUCGGUUGGGCGUGUACCA
Molecule: messenger RNA, 2989 nt
Organism: Megalopta genalis
Lineage: Eukaryota; Metazoa; Arthropoda; Insecta; Hymenoptera; Halictidae
Product: scoloptoxin SSD14
Biological process (GO): glutathione catabolic process
Cellular component (GO): plasma membrane
Molecular function (GO): glutathione gamma-glutamate hydrolase
Source: RefSeq, a predicted model, not a curated record